AUGAAGAAUCAAGGUGCAGCAAUCUCAAAGCUGGAAGCACAAGUGGGGAUCUUAUCCAAGAAAAUUCCAAUGCCUACACACAGAUUUCCUAGUGACACCAUGGCCAACCCAAUUGGGGAAUGCAAGGCCAUCAUACUUAGGAGUGGAAAGGUGGUAGAAGAGGCAACCCCAUGCCAGGAGAACCACGAAGAAGAUGCUGCAGAAAAGCCUGAAAAUAAGAAGAAGGAAGAGACCCCUGACCCAUCUUCACCAAAGCCAGUCUUGAAGCCUUAUGUGCCAAAGGGACCAUACCCACAAAGGCUAAGGAAGGAUGGGAAGGAUGGCCAGUUUUCCAGAUUCUUGGAAAUCUUCAAAAAGCUCCAAAUCAAUAUACCAUUUGCUGAAGCACUAGAGCAAAUGCCCCUCUAUGCCAAGUUCUUGAAGGAACUCAUGACAAGUAAAAGAAACUGGGGAGAAAAGGAGACUGUAGUCCUAACUGAGGAGUGUAGUGCCAUCAUAUAA
Messenger RNA from Arachis stenosperma, 501 nucleotides. RefSeq lists its product as uncharacterized. The record is from RefSeq and is a predicted model, not a curated record. Lineage: Eukaryota; Viridiplantae; Streptophyta; Magnoliopsida; Fabales; Fabaceae. The transcript has a single exon. The coding region runs from base 1 to 501 and encodes 166 amino acids.